Molecule: messenger RNA, 708 nt
Organism: Vicia faba (fava bean)
Lineage: Eukaryota; Viridiplantae; Streptophyta; Magnoliopsida; Fabales; Fabaceae
Source: the annotation of a GenBank genome assembly
AUGGAUGAAGAGUACGACAUCAUCGUUUUGGGAACCGGUCUCAAGGAAUGCAUUCUCGGUGGUCUUCUAUCCGUCGAUGGCCUCAAGGUUCUUCACAUGGAUAGAAAUGACUAUUACGGAGGAGAAUCCACCUCGCUCAAUCUUAUUCAGCUUUGGAAGAAAUUCAGAGGAGAUGAUAAGCCUCUUCCACAUUUGGGUUCUAGCAAAGACUAUAAUAUUGACAUGAACCCUAAGUUCAUUGUGGCUAAUGGCAUGUUAGUGAGGGUUCUCAUUCAUACUGAUGUUACCAAGUAUCUCUAUUUUAAAGCUGUGGAUGGAAGUUUUGUCUUUAACAAAGCAAAGUUUUUCAUUUAUGUUCAAGAUUAUAAUGAGAGUGAUCCUAAAACUCAUGAGGGGAUGGACUUGACAAGAGUGACUACUAAGGACCUGAUAGCAAAAAUUGGCCUUGAUGAUAACACUGUGGAUUUCAUUGGUCAUGCUUUGGCGCUUCAUAGAGAUGAUCGCUACUUGAGUGAGCCAUCUCUGGACACUGUGAAGAGAAUGAAAUUAUAUGCAGAGUCUCUUGCACGAUUUCAAGGGGGAUCACCCUACAUAUACCCUUUGUAUGGUUUAGGAGAGCUUCCCCAUGCAUUUGCAAGGCUUAGUGAUGUUUAUGGUGGUACAUAUAUGGUGAACAAACCUGAAUGCAAGGUACAAUUUGAUGCUUAA